Messenger RNA from Olea europaea var. sylvestris, 1586 nucleotides. RefSeq lists its product as uncharacterized. The record is from RefSeq and is a predicted model, not a curated record. Lineage: Eukaryota; Viridiplantae; Streptophyta; Magnoliopsida; Lamiales; Oleaceae. The coding region runs from base 608 to 1321 and encodes 237 amino acids. The transcript has 3 exons.
CUUGAAGUCUACACAACACUAUCCAAAUGCUUGGUCUUCACUCUCACUCAUGCAUCUCAACGUCUCUCCUUCCUAGGGUUCCUGCCGUAACGCCUCUAUUAAGAUAACGAUCAUUCGACUGACAUUCUCCUUUGUACGGAGUUGAUUGUGCCAACGAGAAAUUGGAGAGGAUUGUAGAUCGAAGAGCAUCGAAAGAUGUAUUCGAUGCCUUCAUAUGAUUAUCAUUCACGUCUUCACUCUGCCUCCUUCUAUGGAGGCGGCUCUUCUCAUCGCUUGAAACAUCUUGAAAAAAGCGAUCGGCGUGGUAAUCUUAGUAGUUAACGGUAGCCUAAACUUUUCUUUUCUUCCCUGAAUUUAGACGGUUUUGCACUUUGUGGACACUGUUUUGCAAUUUCCGAUUGGGUUGUGUUAUUUUAUAUAGUAAUACUGAUAAAUUACGGUGAUUUGUCUUAUUUCGAUUGUAAAUUGAGUGUUCGGAAUUUCACGGCCUCCUCUUUCCUGUUCAUUCGACCUUGCUUUUAAAGGGUUCUAUUCGGACUCCUGGAGAAUUUCUCUCGAGCAUUGUGGGAUCAAAAUCAGACUUCUUCUGCAGUUUUCACUCUAAUAGAUGGAAGUUUCCAUUCCUUCUGAUACGUCAGCUCCUCAAAAUUUAAGCAGCCUUAGUGAAUUGCCAACGGAUCUGCCUGAUUCAGCUCAUAACCACGCAGAGGACCUUUCUAUUAAUGAUCUUCAGAAUUGUUUGAUUGAGACUUUAACAACUGAAGAUGUUGAAAUAUCAACCUGUGGCUUCACUCCAUCGCUUGAGAAGAAUGAUAUCAGCAAUGCUGUGAGGAAACAUGAAAAUGAGGACUCCAAUGCGAGCGACUUGAGCAAUUUAUCUUCUGAGAAAUGUAUUAGCAAAUGUGCCACAUUUCCACCUUUUGGUGAGCAUAAAUCCUCUGCCAAAGAAUUAUGUAACAGGAAAGGGAAGCAGGGAAAUGAUAUAACUGCUAAAUCUGUUGAUCAAUCCUAUUCUCGAGCCAUAUCAUUGCCUACUCCUUCGAAGCUUGUAUCUGCCAUAAAAGGUAGCCGUGAAAAGCUGGGAAUGCCACCUCAGAAGCAAUCAGUGACGUGGGCUCCGGAUGUGUAUGAUCCAGCUCCAACGGCGGUGUCGCAUGUAUUAUCGAACAAGAGUCAGAGCCAUCAAAGCGAUAGCAAGAAGUCUGGGAAGAACAAGCAGAAAGGUGGUGGCAAAUCUUCACGAGGCAGCAAAGGCAAAGGCAAGAAACAAAAUCUGAAGAAGUCAGCGGCUCAGAUCCAUUACACAGAAGUAGUUUUCUGAAAAAAUCUGUCACAAAGUUGCACUUUCCCAUCGCAGAGGCUAUUUGAGAGCUUGUCAACGUGUCUAAACUGGUAAACUUUUAUCCCACUGAUGAUGUGAAUAAAUAAUGAUGCGUUUUUGUUGAUCAGUGAAACUAGUGCUAGAAACCUGGGAAGACAUUAUUAAGAUUGUGUACCUUCGAUGGAAAUUCGACUGCAAGCUUUUGGUGACGUGCUUCCACGUUUAUAGUGUGGUGUGAAAAUAAGAUUACCCCCAUUUUCACUCA